CAGGCACGACGACGGCGUGCUUCAAAAUCCCUCAAUUUCAACACUUUGAACACUUCGAUUUCUGAGCUAGGUCGUUUCAAUUUCUGAAUCUCAAUUUCAAUUUCUAUUUCUAUUUCUAUCAUCAUGAUUGCAAUUGCACGCAAAAAUCUCUCCUGCUUAGUUUUGAGCCCUAAUUCAUUUCUCUGCAACUCCAAUCUACAUUUCCUUCCACCAAUCCACUUUUUCUCGACUUCGAGAAUCAACACACUAGCCCCUUGCGCUGAUAUUCACGAUGUUUUGGUCAAUAAACACCAAUUUCUUCCUGAAUUAGCUUCGCGUUUACCUAAAUUUAGAGACCCCCAAAAAGCUGAUUCAGUUCUAUCAUUCCUCAAAGAGAAUAGCUUUACGACUGCUCAGCUGCAGAAAUUAGUUAUGUAUGAUCCUCGGAUUCUAGGGUUUACAAUUGAGGGCUUGGAAUCCAAAUUCAAGGUAUUCCAAGAUUUGGGGCUUUCUUCCGAGGAGAUUGCCAAGAUGAUUUCCAGUAAUGAGAGGAUUUUACAAUCAAGUAUAGCAAAAAAGAUCAUUCCCAAUUUAUCGAUGCUGAAGGGCUUGCUGGGAUCCAAUGACGAUGUGGCCAGACUUUUGAAAAGAUUAUCCUGGUUUGUGGUACAUGAUUUGGAGAAAACCUUGAUGCCAAAUGUUGAAAUCUUGAAGAGAUGUAGCAUACCGAUGGAGCGCAUCCUUCACUUGCUCUAUGGUCUACCGCGGGCUUUCUUGGUCAAGUCGGAUAUCAUGAGGAGAUCUGUAGACAAGGCCAUCGAAUUUGGGGUCCCUCGCACUUCAGUUGUUUUUAUCUAUGCUCUUUGUGUAUUUCACUUUACGGGCGAAGGGAUGUGGGAAGUCAAGGUGCAAACACUUCGUGAUUUGGGAUUUUCUGAUGAUGAUGUAUUGGCAAUGUUUAGGAAGCAACCUAGUGUUUUUAGAAUAUCUGGAAACAAAAUGAAGAACAAAAUAGAGUUUCUUAUUGCUACUGGGAAGUUCAGUGUAUCCAGUAUUGUAGCUUGUCCGGUAGCACUUAGCUACAAUAUCGAGAGGAGGCUUGGGCCGCGGAUGCAAAUUCUGAGACUUUAGGAGAGUAGGAAUCUGAUUGAAAAGUGGCCUUGUCUUUCAGUAAUUUCUACUUCUACUGAUGGUACAUUUAUUGACAGAUUUAUUAGGCCUUAUUAUGAUGUGAUUGGCGAAGAACACAUCGCAAAGGUUUUCGUCGAUGGCAGAAAGAGAUGAAGCUUUAUAAGUUGAACUUGUGCUUAACAUAGAGAGGGGUAUCUUGCUUGUGUCUGUUUCUAGUUCUCUUUGAUCGUCGUCUCGUGAUAAGACGUAUCGUUGUGGCCUCGUUGCUAUAUGCUUUCGUUUAGUAUGAUUGUAUAUUUUGCUCUGCCUUUGUUAGUAAUGUUCUUCCACUCCUAAUGUUCUAUGUAUCUUGGAAUUUUAACUCAAGAAAAAUGCUAAAAGAAAGUUAUGUUCAGUUUGUAUUAA
Molecule: messenger RNA, 1515 nt
Organism: Salvia hispanica
Lineage: Eukaryota; Viridiplantae; Streptophyta; Magnoliopsida; Lamiales; Lamiaceae
Source: RefSeq, a predicted model, not a curated record